AAUUAAUGCAUUGCUAUCAAUAUUUAACACCAUCUGUUUUCUUCUGUCCCCUUCCCCUCAGGCUUCAACCAUGCUACGAGCCUCUUUGGCACCCAUGAAAUUGAAGGAUGUCCCAUUACUGCCUUCCCUGGAUUAUGAGAAACUGAAGAAGGAUUUGAUUUGGGGGAGUGACCGCUUGAAAGCCUUCUUGUUGCAGGCUCUGCGCUGGCGCUUGACCACAUCCCAUCCUGGAGAGCAGAGGGAGACUGUUCUGCAAGCCUACAUCAGCAACGACCUCUUGGACUGUCAUAGCCACAACCAGAGGAGCGUGCUUCAGUUGCUGCACUCCAGGAGUGAGGUGGUGCGGCAGUACACGGCCAGGCUCAUCAACGCUUUUGCGUCACUGGCCGAAGGUCGUCGUUACCUUUCCCAGAACACAAAGGUGCUGCGGAUGCUGGAGGGAAGGCUGAAGGAGGGGGACAAGGACAUCAUCACCCGGGAGAAUGUUCUUGGGGCCUUGCAGAAGUUCAGCCUCAGGCGGCCGCUGCAGACAGCGAUGAUUCGUGAUGGCCUCAUCUUCUGGCUGAUUGAUAUUCUGAAGGACCCUGACUGCCUGUCUGACUACACACUGGAGUACUCGGUGGCUUUGCUUAUGAACCUCUGCCUUCGGAGUGCAGGGAAGAACAUGUGUGCCAAGGUGGCAGGCCUCGUGCUGAAAGUUCUCUCAGAUCUGCUUGGCCAUGAAAACCACGAGAUCCAGCCGUAUGUGAAUGGAGCUCUGUACAGCAUCCUUUCUAUUCCAUCCAUCCGAGAGGAAGCAAGAGCAGUGGGAAUGGAAGACAUCCUACGCUGCUUCAUCAAGGAAGGCAAUGCUGAGAUGAUCCGCCAGAUAGAAUUUAUCAUCAAGCAGCUUAAUUCCGAAGAGCUCGUGGACGGUGUCCUUGAAUCUGAUGAUGAUGAAGAGGAAGACGAUGAAAAGUCUCAGACCGUCACUUCUGCUACGUUCUGCUCAAAGCACAUCACAAGAGCAGCCCAGACUGGGGGAUGGAAGGAACUACAGGAGGGUACAGGGCUGGGAAGACUGGAGGUGCUGUUUGAGGACCGUAUCACACCUGCAGUGGGCUCGCUGCAAACAGCCCAGAUGUAG
Galeopterus variegatus (Sunda flying lemur) is the source of this 1126-nucleotide messenger RNA. Its product is annotated as lisH domain-containing protein ARMC9-like. The transcript has 11 exons. Gene Ontology annotation, biological process: cilium assembly. Gene Ontology annotation, cellular component: ciliary basal body; centriole; ciliary tip. Lineage: Eukaryota; Metazoa; Chordata; Mammalia; Dermoptera; Cynocephalidae. The record is from RefSeq and is a predicted model, not a curated record. The annotation marks the transcript as partial.